CGCACGUCGCUCGCGUGAUCGACGACGCUACAUACUGCGCCUGCGCACGGGCCGCGGCCUUUUCUACCCUCCCGGAGCGCUGCUGGGCCUGCAGGUCUGUGGCGAGCCGCAGACGCCGGUGUCCAAUCCUCACCAUGGGGUUUGUGAAAGUUGUUAAGAAUAAGGCCUACUUCAAGAGAUACCAAGUAAAAUUUAGAAGACGGCGAGAGGGAAAAACUGAUUACUAUGCUCGGAAACGCUUGGUGAUUCAGGAUAAAAACAAGUACAAUACACCCAAAUACAGGAUGAUAGUUCGUGUGACCAACAGAGAUAUCAUUUGUCAGAUUGCUUAUGCCCGUAUCGAAGGAGAUAUGAUAGUUUGUGCAGCUUAUGCUCAUGAACUCCCUAAGUAUGGUGUGAAGGUUGGCCUGACAAAUUAUGCUGCAGCAUAUUGUACUGGCCUGCUGCUGGCCCGCAGGCUUCUUAAUAGGUUUGGCAUGGACAAGAUUUAUGAAGGCCAAGUGGAGGUGACGGGAGAUGAAUACAAUGUGGAAAGCAUUGAUGGUCAGCCUGGUGCCUUUACCUGCUAUUUGGAUGCAGGGCUUGCCAGAACUACUACUGGAAAUAAAGUUUUUGGGGCCCUCAAGGGAGCUGUGGAUGGAGGAUUAUCUAUCCCUCACAGUACCAAACGAUUCCCUGGUUAUGAUUCAGAAAGCAAGGAAUUCAAUGCAGAAGUACAUCGGAAACACAUCAUGGGGCAGAACGUUGCAGAUUACAUGCGCUACCUAAUGGAAGAAGAUGAAGAUGCUUACAAGAAACAGUUCUCCCAGUACAUAAAGAACAACGUGACUCCAGACAUGAUGGAGGAGAUGUAUAAGAAAGCUCACACUGCUAUACGAGAGAAUCCAGUUUAUGAGAAGAAGCCUAAGAAGGAAGUUAAAAAGAAGAGGUGGAACCGUCCCAAAAUGUCUCUUGCCCAGAAGAAAGAUCGGGUAGCUCAGAAGAAAGCAAGCUUCCUUAGAGCUCAGGAGCGGGCUGCUGAGAGCUAAUAUACCAAAUCACAAUUUUCUAGGAAGUUUUUUCAGAUAAAAACAAUAAUAAAAUUAUUGACCAAGCAUCUA
Molecule: messenger RNA, 1100 nt
Organism: Manis pentadactyla (Chinese pangolin)
Lineage: Eukaryota; Metazoa; Chordata; Mammalia; Pholidota; Manidae
Gene: RPL5
Product: ribosomal protein L5
Exons: 8
Coding region: 135-1028 (297 amino acids)
Biological process (GO): ribosomal large subunit assembly; translation
Cellular component (GO): cytosolic large ribosomal subunit; ribosome
Molecular function (GO): structural constituent of ribosome; 5S rRNA binding
Source: RefSeq, a predicted model, not a curated record